Closterium sp. Naga37s-1 is the source of this 2523-nucleotide messenger RNA. NCBI's taxonomy places the organism in Eukaryota, Viridiplantae, Streptophyta, Zygnematophyceae, Desmidiales, Closteriaceae. The record is from the annotation of a GenBank genome assembly.
AUGCUUACGCGAUUCCUUAUCCGUUUCAUGCAGAAGCUAACUCAGGCAGUCAGCCAGAGGGAGGUUGGUCCAGGCCUUCACGUGGCAUAUCAGUGGUGCAAGAUACUGGAUCAUUUCGACGAGAUUCUGCAGCAGCGGACGAGAGACGAAAAAUUCCUCGUCAUGGGAACACCACAGUACCGUCGAGAGCAUGUUCUGGCGCAGAUACUCAAAGACUGUGGUACGUAUUUCGCCAAAGUAGAACGUGGUGAAAUUGCUCGAGAGGAAGAGGAGGACAACUUGGACCAACAUGGGCCUGUCGCAGAGGACACAGGUCUCCCGCCAGAGAUUGAUGCGGAAAUAGUCGCUGUGGGUGCGCUGAUUGCUGACGGCGUUCGAAUUGGUCUGGCCAACGAGUGUCAGAGCGUCGCAGAUGGGAAGCGUCAGCUGAUGGAUACUGAGGAACCACCCGUUCAGAGGGAGAGUGCGCGCGAAAUAUUGCGUGGAAUGAGGGAGACGCAGCAGAGGGCAGCAAAGGAGGCCAUCCAGCAGAGGAGGGAGAAGGAGAUGAUAGAGGAUCAGAUGAUGGAGGAGGAGCUUGCAACUGCUUUACAGGCAGUGCAUCUCCCCGUCGAGAAUGAUCAACAGGAUCAGUGUCAGGGUUUGGAAGACGGGCAGGGGAGUCUGAAUGUCGUAGGCGAAUUGGAGGAAGAGGUGCAGAGGUUGGAACUGGAGACUAGGGUCGUGUAUCAGAGACGGGAGGCACGAACAAAGAAGUGGUAUGAUCUGGGUCGGGAGGAGCGUUCUCGGGAGGAGGAAUAUCUGGAGAGGGAGGAAGAGAGUAAGCUGGAGCGCGAAAAGGAGGAGAAGCGGCAGGAGGAAGAGCGGCAGAGGGAGGAUGAGAGGAAGGCGUUGCGCGAAAAGCUGGAGAAGCGGCAGAGGGAGGAGGAAGAGCGGAAGGAGGAGGAGAAGGUGGAGCGCGAAAAGGAGGAGAAGCGGCAGCGCGAGGAGGAAGAGCAGAAGAGGGAGGAGGAAAAAAAGGUGGAGCUCGAAAAGGAGGUAAAGCGGCAGAGGGAGGAGGAAGCGCGGAAGAGGGAGGAGGAACAGGUUGAGCGCGAAAAAGAGGAGAAGCGGCAGAGGGAGGAGGAAGAGCGGCAGAGGGAGGAUGAGAGAAAGGCGGAGCGCGAAAAGGAUGAGAAGCGGCAGAGGGAGGAGGAUGAGCGGAAGGAGGAAAAGAAGGUGGAGCGCGAAAAGGAGGAGAAGCGGCAGCGCGAGGAGGAAGAGCAAAAGAGGGAGGAGGAAAAAAAGGGGGAGCGCGAAAAGGAGAAGCGGCAGAGGGAGGAGGACGCGCGGGAGAGGGAGGAGGAACAGGUUGAGCGCGAAAAAGAGGAGAAGCGGCAGAGGGAGGAGGAAGAGCGGCAUAGGGAGGAUGAGAGAAAGGCAGAACGCAAAAAGGAGGAGAAUCGGCAAAGGGAGGAGGAAGCGCGGAAGAGGGAGGAGGAACAGGGUGAGCUCGAAAAUGAGGAGAAGCGGCAGAGGGAGGAGGAAGCGCGGAAGAGGGAGGAUGAUAGAAAGGCGGAGCUUGAAAAUGAGGAGAAGUGGCAGAGGGAGGAGGAAGCGUGGAAGAGGGAGGAUGAUAGAAAGGCGGAGCUUGAAAAGGAGGAGAAGCGACAGCAGGAGGAGAAAGCGCGGAAGAGGGAGGAGGAACAGGGUGAGCUCGAAAAAGAGGAGAAGCGGCAGAGGGAGGAGGAAGCGCGGAAGAGGGAGGAUGAGAGAAAGGCGGAGCUUGAAAAGGAGGAGAAGCGGCAGAGGGAGGAGAAAGCGCGGAAGAGGGAGGAAGAACAGACGCGGAGGAGGGAGGAGGAACAGGUUGAGCGCGAAAAAGAGAAGUGGCAGAGGGAGGAUGAAGAGCGGCAGAGGGAGGAUGAGAGAAAGGCGGAGCGCGAAAAGGAGGAGAAGCGGCAGAGGGAGGAGGAAGCGCGGAAGAGGGAGGAGGAACAGGGUGAGCUCGAAAAUGAGGAGAAGCGGCAGAGGGAGGAGGAAACGCGGAAGAGGGAGGAUGAUAGAAAGGCGGAGCUUGAAAAGGAGGAGAAGCGGCAGAAGGAGGAGGAAGCGUGGAAGAGGGAGGAGGAACAGGUUGAGCGCGAAAAGGAGGAGAAGCGACAGCGCGAGGAGGAAGAGCAGAUGAGGGAGGAGGAAAAGAAGGAGGAGCGUGAAAAGGAUGAGAAGCGGCAGAGGGAAGAGAGAGUGCGGAAGAAGGAGGAUGAGAGAAGGGCGGAGCUCGGAAAGGUGGAGAAGCGGCAGAGGGAGGAGGAAGCGCGGAAGAGGGAGGAGGAACAGGUUGAGCGCGAAAUGGAGGAGAAGCGGCAGCGCGAGGAGGAAGCGCAGAAGAGGGAGAAGGAAAAGAAGGUGGAGCGCGAAAAGGAGGAGAAGCGGCAGAGGGAGGAGAAUGCGCGGAGGAGGGAGGAGGAACAGGUUGAGCGCGAAAAAGAGGAGAAGCGGCAGAGGGAGGAGGAAGAGCGAAAAAGGGGGGAGGAAAAAUAG